This is a messenger RNA of Letharia columbiana, 492 nucleotides long. RefSeq lists its product as uncharacterized. The transcript has 2 exons. The record is from RefSeq and is a predicted model, not a curated record. Lineage: Eukaryota; Fungi; Ascomycota; Lecanoromycetes; Lecanorales; Parmeliaceae. The coding region runs from base 1 to 492 and encodes 163 amino acids.
AUGAAGGAAUGGAAAUUCACGCCGCUCUCCGGAAAGGCACUGGACCUCACCAGAGACAGGAACUUCGAAGAAACCAAAAAUUCAACCCCACAGGAAGCUCUUAACCUGAUCAAAGAAGUCAAAGAUCCCAGGGAAUGGACCAUCACGCCAGAGACAUUUGACCUCAUCAAAGACAUCAACAUCUCCUCCUCUGUCGUCGGCUUCCCGGAAGCCGAAGGCUAUGAUUACAGUAAAGGUAUUCAUCCCAUCAUCUGCGUCGAGACCAUACGUAUCCCACUCAAUAGCGGCGGCGUCACGCUCGAAGCCGUAGCUCCAUCACCCAAUCAACCAACCAAGCAACCAACCAAAAUACAGCUAGCUUCCCCCCUCUCCUCUCUUCUUUCUCGGUCAUACGACGCUGCAAUGCCCGUCGUCUCCUCUCCCGGCUACGGGACGGGGAUGCCGUACCUGGGACAGAAAUCCAAACGGUGGAUCCGUGCGCACGAUACGUAA